AUGGGGGGAAUCUCCAUGGGAAAUCACAAAAGACUGCGAGACGAAUCGAUUAGUUCUGUAAGUGAAACUGAUAAAACACCUAUUUUAACACAAACACAACUUGAGCAAAUCACCCACAAUGUUGUCCAACUUCUGACACCCAUUAUUGAAACAACAAUUAAAACAUUGUUUGAACAAUUACACCAGAAAUACAACAACAACCAACUCCCUUCCCAAACACAACAAUCAACUUCUCGAUGGGGAUGCCCCCCUAAUUCAAUGCCACCAAAAAUAAGACAAGCUGCGACAACAAUUGAGCAACUCCAACAACCAAAAUUUGACGAAAAUUUAAAAGAGCUUUAUAAAAAGAAGAGUUUUUAUGCGGUAAUUGAAAGGUUUCCAGAAAUGGAAAAUGAACAAGAAGACGUAAAAAAUAUUGAAAAAAAUGUUCAAAUAGUGGUGGAUAACAAAAAUUUUAAGGAAGAUAAGACUUUUGCUGUUAAACGACAUGGUGUUAAAAAGCAAAACAAACAUCACCGCAUCAUAAAAGUAAAAUUUUCUACACCAUCAGCUGCACAAUCGUUUAUCAGUCAAUACAGAACAAUUCAUCAACCAAUACUAGGUGGGCAUAGUCCCUUCGCAAGAAGGGACUUAACCCCACCAGAACUCCAACUACAAAACUACCUUAAACAGCAGGUUAAGGAGAUUAAUGAAAAAAAUGGAAAUGGAACUGCCUGUUAUCGUAAUCUUAAAAUUUAUUAUAAAAAGACAGUGAACACGGGCUAGGAUUUAGGGACCUCACAAAAAAAUGGUAAAAAAUUAAACAAUUUAAAAUGCUUACUUUAUAAUAUUCGCUCCAUUAACUCACUAAAAACUGCAUAUAAAUUGGUCGAAUUAGAAAAUUAUCUGACUAAAAAUAAAAUCCACAUAGCAUUUUUAUGUGAGACUUGGUUAAAUGAUAAUAUAUCGGAUCAGACCCUUUUCCUAUCAGAUAAUUAUAAAUUUUUAAGAAUAGAUAGAAAUACUGCACGAGGGGGCGGCGUAGGUAUAUUUUAUAAAAAGGAACUA
This is a messenger RNA of Meloidogyne enterolobii, 1047 nucleotides long. The record is from the annotation of a GenBank genome assembly. NCBI's taxonomy places the organism in Eukaryota, Metazoa, Nematoda, Chromadorea, Rhabditida, Meloidogynidae.